AGCUGUGACGUCGCCUGGGUGACAAUUUGCCUACUUGGAGUGGGGAUGAGUUUGGAGCGGGUUCUGUGAAAUGCCUUACCAUGAUGUUGCCUGAAUGAUAACGCAAUCGGCUGAGUGAGGACGUAACAGGCCGCUAAGACUUAUAGACACACUGAAGGAAAAGCAGGUGGGAUAGAACACACCUCAUGCGUGGGCUCAGAGAGGGUCCGAGGCUGUACGGAUCAUCUGACUAAGAUGGGUGUUCUCCAGCUCCACAACCCCACCCUCCCCGCCACGCUCCUGCACAGGGCCAAUCAUAUGCGUCUGUCGGGAACGCUGUGUGACGUCAUCAUCACGGUGGAUGGCCAGGAGUUCCCGGCCCACCGCACCGUCCUGGCCUGCACCAGCAAGAUGUUUGAGAUCUUGUUCCACCGCAGCAGCCUGCGCUACGCCCUCGACUUCCUCUCCCCCAAGACCUUCCAGCAGAUUCUGGAGUACGCCUACACGGCCUCCCUGCAGGCCACGGCCGAGGACCUGGAUGACCUGCUGUACGCCGCUGAGAUCCUGGAGAUCGAGUACCUGGAGGAGCAGUGCCUCAAAGUCCUGGAGACCAUCCAGUCAGAGGAGAAGCAGGACCACCUGAGUCUGAGUGGGAGGAACCACGGGUCUGGAGAGAGCGAACAUGGCAGGGCAAGGCACUGGAGGAACAUGCUAAUCUCCAAGAAGCAUUCCAUGCAGGAGGGUGGUAUCAACCCCACCGCCCUGCACCACCUGGCACUGUACCACAUGACUGACAGGAGUCCCUCUAUGCCAGGGGGACUACCUAUGGGGCUCCCUGUAGCUAGUCCCACACAAGUUGGAGGGCUUAGUCUGGAGGGCCUGGGUCAGUCUCCACUACAGUACAGCCUCAAUGGAGCACAGCACCCCUCCCUGCCUCUGACUAAGAGGAUAAAGACAGAGGACAAUAACAUGCAGGUGGAUGAAGUCAAUAGCUACGAGGGCCGGUCCUCCAGCGGAGGGGAGGGAGGCUUUGAAUCGGACCAGCCCAGAGAUGAGGGCCCGGGGACCCCCCAAAGAGGCAGUGUCAUCACCUCGGCUAGAGAGCAGCACUCGGGCCAAGAGGAGGGGGGCAUAGUGGGGAACAACUCUCCUCUGGACAGUUAUCCUGUGCUGGCUGAGAAACACCUGGCCUCCCUCUACUCAUCCAUGCCCUCCAAUCACAUAGGGGAGGUGGGGUUGCCUAUGCCCAUGUCGGUGGCCCCUUCCCUAGCCAUGUCCCUGGACCUGAGGGCCUACGGGGGACUGCUGCCCCAGGGCCUGCUCCACAGGGAGAUCCUCAGCAGGCUGGGCCAGUUUGCAGCAGGGAUGAGGCGGGAGGGCCAGAGUCAGAGUCAGAGCUGUGGGGACUGUGGUCUCCAGCUGCAUAACAGAGAGGCCAUGGAGCAACACAGGAAGCUGCACAGUGGAGGCGAGAAGGGACACGGCUGUGAGUUCUGUGGCAAACGCUUCAUAGACAGUGUACGGCUCAGGAUGCACAUGCUCUCUCACUCAGCUGGAGCUGAGGCCCUGGUGUGUGAUCAGUGUGGAGCUACAUUCUCUGCUGAAGACGCUCUGGAGGCCCACAGACAGACACACACAGGGACAGACAUGGCAGUGUUCUGUCUGCUGUGUGCCAAGCGGUUCCAGACCCAGAAGGCUCUGCAGCAGCACAUGGAGGUCCAUGCAGGGAUGCACAGCUACGUCUGCAGCCACUGUGACCACACCUUCCCCAGCCACACCACCCUCAAACGCCACCUGCGCUCACACACAGGUGACCACCCGUUUGAGUGUGAGUUCUGUGGGAGCUGUUUCCGGGACGAUGGCAUGUUGAGGGGACACAAACGCAUCCACACGGGAGAGAAGCCUUACGAGUGUAACGGCUGUGGCAAAAGGUUCAGCCUCAAGCACCAGCUGGAGACCCACUACCGCGUACACACAGGUGAGAAGCCAUUUGAGUGCAAGAUCUGUCACCAGCGAUCCAGGGACUACUCUGCCAUGAUCAAGCACCUGCGCACCCACAAUGGAGCGUCGCCCUACCAGUGUACCAUCUGCCAGGACUUCUGCCCCAGCCUGGCAGCCAUGCAGAAACACAUGAAGAGCCACAGACCCGAGGAUGUGCCCCUGGACUGGAGGAUAGAGAAGACCUACCUGUACGUAUGCUACGUCUGAGUAGGACUUAGACACUAAGACACACUAUCCUAUGUGUGGGCAGGUUUUUCAUCUUAUUAUUUCCUCUAAAGAAAAGUAAGUUGAUCAUUUCUGUGGUUUGAUUGCUUUUAUCACGAAUUGCCACAAUGAUCUGUCAUUACAUUAAACCUCCAUAUGUUUUGAAGGCUGAAAGACUACUGGUCAGGUUACCACAGCAGUGAAAGUGUUAUCUGUUAUUACAUUAAACCUCCAUAUGUUUUGAAGGCUGAAAGACUACUGGUCAGGUUACCACAGCAGUGAAAGUGUUAUCUGUUAUUACAUUAAACCUGCGUAUGUGUUGAAGACUGAAAGACUACUGGUCAGGUUACCACAGCAGUGAAAGUGUUAUCUGUUAUUACAUUAAACCUGCGUAUGUGUUGAAGGCUGAAAGACUACUGGUCAGGUUACCACAGCAGUGAAAGUGUUGCACUAGAAGGGAUAUUGAGUUCUAUCUGCUGUGACUCUGAUUGUGAGACGUAGAACUUCUCUGGUCGAAUUGCAGUACUAUUGCAACCCUUACUACGCAGAUUGGUUGAGACAAACAAACAUUUCCUGGGUUAUUAUUUCCUGUCACAUUUCCUGUUAUUGAUUUUUUGGGGUGUUUGUUUUUUGCAUGUUUUACUUGAAUGGUCUCCAUAAGCUUGAUUUAAUUUGUGUCUUAUUUUUCCAGUGCGCAUAUUAAGCAUAUAAUUUCCCCUACCUGUCAGUUAGUCUAUCUGCUCAUGCUGAUUGACAAGCAUUAAGGUGUAACAGGUUUUGCUAUUUAUGUCAUGCAUCGAUUUUGUUACCAAAUAGGUGUUGGUUAUUUUUACCCAACCUCAAGGCCGUUUAUUUUGAUAUUAGAAUAAGCGCUACCUCUUCGAUCUUCAACUUUUGCACAGAGGCAAUAGCACAUCUUAGAACUGGUGUUUUUCAUUGUGUUUUCGUCCAUCGUCUGUAGCUUUACCUUCAAAUGUCCUUUUUAUAUUGGUGAAGCGGCUUGAAAUGUUCUGAGAAUUCAUCAAUGGAAUUGAUUUGGACGGUUGCCUGUUGGGUGGAAAAAAAGAUUUGAAAGCCUUCAAAGUGACUUUUGUGUGAAUCAUUUUUUUUAUCAGUAGAAUUAUAGCAGUCUGUUAAACCACAGAAUGAAAACAUUUUCUAAGUGAAAAGAAAGAACAUGUGAGUAAAAGUGUUGUCUUUUUACUAAACGUGAAAGGUUGAAUCACUAAAAGCAGGUUAUGGUCAGUUGUGAUGUCUGUUGCUGUAGAUGUGAUUGUAUCUUAUUCCUAGACGAGAGCCAAAAGAGGGCUUCUCUGAUUUUAAAAUGGUGUAUUUUUGUAUUACAGUGAUCUGCAAUUUGUUUACAUUUGUUUUGAUUUCAGAAACAUCUUUUCUUGUGUGUUUUGUAAGUCUCUGGAGUCUGAUUUGAGUAAGAGCCCUCCCUGUGCCUCUUUUAUAAAUGGAGAAUAGAUGUGCUGAAUACAUGAAUACAGUAUAUGUUUGUUGUGUUGACCUUUGUGGUUCCUGGGUGUUUGUUUAUUGUUGGUGAAGAACUGAUUUUCACUGCCAUGCCAUAGUAGACCCUAUUGUCUAAACAUUGUCAUUUGAAACAAGAUACUUGUUCUAAUGACUAUGGUAUUAUGCCCCAGGCACCUCAAGCCUCAAAGCAAAGUUUACGAGUGAGAUUUUCUUUCAAAAUGUUCUGUCUUGUCGAAUGGGGAUAAAAUGCACAGAAGACACAGAAUACAUAGUGGUAUUGUUAAUAACCUUUAUAAAGCUACAAGUUCAGCAUAUAUGGGUCAAUGUAACACUAUGGCCUUCUAGAACAAAAAGCCAACACUCAAUGCCAUGUAAACAAUUAAAAGCACCGACUCAUCCUCACUGUACUACUGUUCUAUUCUACAUACACAUGCACUAUAAGGAUCUUAGGAUUUCCGUGGUGGACCAAAACUAACAAAGCUCUUUCAAAAAAGUAUUUUCUUUGAUCGUUCUAUGUUGUAACAAAGCAGAAGUAGUUUUAUUUGGUAUGUGUACUAGCAGGAUGUGAUGAUCAUCAUGUAGGUAGAUAUUAUGUAAAUGUUUGUCUACCUCAGCACCAGUUCAGUCAGUGCUUGUCCUGGUGUCCAAUCAGGGUUGUUCUCCUUGCCAUGUGUGUUAAAUCCCUUUGCAUUACAGCUUUGUAACACUGUGUGUGCAAGUGUUUUCUCAGUGUGGAUUCAGACACAGCUCUUUUUACGCAUCAGUGUUCUGUGGCAUGAUGAAAAAAUAAUAAAAUAGAAACUAUUUUACAGUG
This is a messenger RNA of Oncorhynchus mykiss (rainbow trout), 4477 nucleotides long. Its product is annotated as zinc finger and BTB domain-containing protein 16-A. The record is from RefSeq and is a predicted model, not a curated record. Lineage: Eukaryota; Metazoa; Chordata; Actinopteri; Salmoniformes; Salmonidae. Gene Ontology annotation, biological process: regulation of transcription by RNA polymerase II. Gene Ontology annotation, molecular function: DNA-binding transcription factor activity; protein binding; RNA polymerase II cis-regulatory region sequence-specific DNA binding.